Lycium barbarum (goji berry) is the source of this 1569-nucleotide messenger RNA. RefSeq lists its product as uncharacterized. Lineage: Eukaryota; Viridiplantae; Streptophyta; Magnoliopsida; Solanales; Solanaceae. The record is from RefSeq and is a predicted model, not a curated record. The transcript has a single exon. Bases 1 to 1569 code for a protein of 522 amino acids.
AUGAGGGAAUUCACAACGCUCCUUGACCCAAGGGCUAGACUGCUAGAAAGACUGCUGACCAUAGGGCUAGUUCAGAAAGCCCCGCCAAAGCUGGAACAGCCUGGAAGUCGGUUCUACAAGGCCGAUCAAAUCUGUGCCUACCACUCAGGAGGGGCUGGGCACAGCACGGAGGAUUGCAUAAACCUAAAACACAAAAUCCAAGAUCUGAUAGAAAAAAGAGAAAUAGUCAUGGAAACUGCUACCCCUAACGUAAACACGAACCCGUUGCUGAAUCAUGAAAAUGGAGGGGUCCACAUGAUAGAAAGGGAUGAGGACUGGGAAGCUUGUGGAAUGUUGUUUCCCAGAAUCACCAAGCCUCUGGAACAGACGGUUGCUUCCCUCACCCUCCAAGAACAGCCCAAAUUCAAGGUCUUGAUCCCCAGUCCGGGAAUCCCCAAGGUCAUGCCCAUUUUCAGGAUUCUGGUCCAGGCACCUGCGGUAGCCCAGGUAGCACAACAGAUUGCGCCUGACCUCAAAAAGCCAAUCACUGCACAAGCAUCAAUGACCCAAGGCAUGACUCGUUCAGGAAAGUGCUUUACUCCUGAAGAACUAGCUCAGAACGCCACAAGGAAGGAGAAUGUUCAGAAAAGUGUAAUAACCGAAGGAGAGGCCAAAUAUUUUUGGUGGCACAUGCAGUCCAAAUAUUAUUCCAUUGUUGAGUACUUGAAGAAGACACCGGCACAAAUAUCGGUGUUGUCGCUGUUGGCUAGCUCGCAGUCUCAUACGCAUGCCCUUAUGAAGGUAUUAGAUGAUACACACGUACCAGCAGGAAUGAUUAGUGAGGAUAUAGCCGGGCUAGUGGCCCAUAUCAUUGGUGAGCGUGAGAUGUGCUUCUCUAAGGAAGAACUGCACAUUGAAGGGACAUCCCACAACAAAGCCCUCUAUAUUACCCUGGAAUGCCGUGACAAGGCCGUAGGAAGGGUAUUGGUGGAUAAUGGGUCGGGCCUCAACAUUUGCCCCACAACCACCCUGACACAACUUGGCCACGACAUAGGAAAGAUCCAUCAGAGCGCAAUGAACUUCAGGGGAUUCGAUGGAUCUUUAAGUGAUUCUUUAGGAAAGGUCGAUCUACAGAUUCGGGUCGGGCCUGCCUCCUUCACAGCAGAGUUUCAGGUCAUGGCAAUCACUGCCAAUUACAACAUGCUCUUGGGAAGACCUUGGAUCCACUCCGCCGGUGCGGUGCCAUCGAGUCUGCACCAGGCCAUAAAAUUCGAAUGGGAAGGGCGGGAAAUUGUAGCGGCAGCUAAGAGGGAUACUCAGAUGCACCCUUACAACACCUUUCCCAUGAUUGUAGGGGAUCCUCAUUUCUCUAACUUCCAUUUAGUGGAAUACGUGGGGGCCACACAUGCUGAAGAAGAGGUCGACAGACUUAUGCUGGCGGCCUAUAAAAUGAUCGCCUCUACCAUGCUGAGAAACGAUUUUGAAACGCGAAAAGGUCUAGGAAGGGACCUCGAAGGGAUAACAGAACCUGUGCCAAUCCCAAAAGAAAACUACCACUUCAGUCUAGAGUAUACCCUUAACGAAGACUAG